CAAUUUCUGUCUUCGUCCUUCGUUUCCGGUAUAAGUAAGCAAGCAGCCAAUAUGAUGAUUUAACAUUUAACAUGAUUUGUCAUGGUUUCAAUGACUUGACAUUUAUUUAUUAGCGUUAGAUUGGGAUGAUUUGUUGAUUUUCUUGUUGAUUUCUAUAUUUUGAAGUUUCUGUUUUAUGACCUAUGGAAAUAUCAGACCAGAAGGUACUGUAAUCGAUCUAUAACAGACGACAUGAUUGGUACGUUACCUACAGCCUGACAGUGACGUAGUGGGAAGGAGUGUGCGGAUUUGAACACAGAGAAUGGAUUCCCUGCUCUUACUUGGGAUCUUGAUAGCAGUGUUAGUCAUAAUAUUCCUGCUGAUGCAGAUGCACAGACACUACAGACUGCAGCACUAUGAGGUACCUGCCCCAGACAUAACCAAGGGUCACAAAUUCUACAUGGAGGACCAGUUUCCCGAACAAACCUACUGUAACAUUAGUCACUAUAAAAUCAAACACGGGGCUCGCUGCGACAGCUGUGGAAUUUGUGUUGAUGAUCACAACAUGAAGAAAGCCAAUAAAAAGAUUCUUUGUAAACCAGUGUCUGUUGUAGGUACAAGACUUGAACAUCACUGGGUACAGGGUAAUCUCCCCUUGUAUAGUAAGUGCUCCACGUGCAAUGAAGACUGUGGAACUAUGCCACAUAUUUGUGAUCGGAAAUGUGCCUGGUGCCAACAGACUGUUCACGAAGGGUGUUCUCCGCUGUCUGACUUCUGUGAUUUAGGAUCCAACAAAACUGCCAUAGUCCCACCAACUUGUAUUAAGCUGAAAAGUGUAGGAAUAAAAGGUCGGAAACAUCUAGUCAUUAAAGAAGCUUCUAUCCCCGACAUCAAAAACUGGAGUCCUUUGAUUGUCAUAGGUAAUCGAAAGAGUGGCAAUAACGAUGGGGAAUACAUACUGAGGUCUUUCAAAACACUCCUAAACUCAGCACAGGUUAUAGACCUAAAUGAUGACUCACCAGAGAACGCCUUGGAAUGGUGCCGGUUACUGCCAACGGUCACUUUCCGUGUGCUAGUCUGUGGGGGAGACGGAAGCAUUGGCUGGGUAUUAAGUGCCAUAGAAUCCCUAAAGUUACAGAAUCCUCCUCAAGUGGCCAUCUUGCCCCUUGGAACAGGAAAUGACCUUUCACGAGUGCUAGGCUGGGGGGAGGGCUAUACUCAUGAAGACCUUGAUGUCAAUAGUUUUAUGAGAGAGCUUCAGGGAGCUAAGCCUGUUAAACUAGAUAGAUGGGCUGUUAGGAUUAUCAAUACAAAGAAAAUGAUUGGAAAAGUUAAAACAAUGGUUAUGAAUAACUACUGUUCCAUGGGUGUGGAUGCAUUGGUGACUUUGAACUUUCAUCGUCAGAGGGAAUCCAAACCAUGGUUGUUUGCACAUAGACUUAUUAAUAAGCUGUGUUACUUUUAUUAUGGCACCAAGGAUGUGUUAGAAAAUGAAUGUAAAAACCUGCACCAGAAAAUUAAGGUGGAGUUGGAUGGGCAAUUGAUAGAUUUACCUGAGAUUGAGGCUCUCGUUAUCCUUAACAUCAGCAGCUGGGGAGGGGGGUGUCAGCCGUGGGGGGCCGGGCAUGAGGAGAAUAAAAAUUUAAAACCAGCCAGCUGCAGUGAUGGACUUUUGGAGGUGAUGGGUGUAUACUCCUCUUUCCAUAUUGCCCAGCUUCAGGUAGGCCUGGUGGACCCGAUUAGACUCGGUCAGGCCAGACUUGUCAAGAUAAGUUUGAGUGGAAGCAAAGUACCUAUGCAGGUGGAUGGUGAGCCCUGGGAGCAGCCCCACCCCGCCGAGAUAAUAAUUACCCACCACAGUCAGGCGGCCAUGCUGUCCCUGACAUAAACAUCCACCUUUCAUCCCAAUCAGGCGGCCAAGCUGUCAUUCAUCUUCCACUACAACAGGCGGUCAUGCUGUCCCUGACAUAAACAUUCAUCUUCCACCCCAAUCAGACAGCCAUGCUGCCUCUGACGUAGACAUUCAUCUUCAAUCCCAAUCAGGCGGCCAUGCUUUCGUUCAUUUUUCAUUACAGCAGGCAGCCAUGCUAUCCCCGAGUUAGACAUUCAUCUUCCAUCACAAACAGGUGGCCAUGCUGUCCCUGAGUUAGACAUUCAUCUUCCAUCACAAGCAGGCGACCAUGCUGCCUCUGACGUAGACAUCCAUCUUCCAUCCCAAUCAGGCGACCAUGCUUUCGUUCAUCUUUCAUUACAGCGGGCGGCCAUGCUGUCCCCGAGUUAGACAUUCAUCUUCCAUCACCAGCAGGCGGCCAUGCUGUCCCUGACAUAAACAUCCACCUUCUAUCACAGUCAGCCGGCCAUACUGUCCCUCCAGUAGACAAUCAUCUUCCAUCAGGCCGCCAUACUGUCCCUCCAGUAGACAUUCAUCUUCCAUCACAUGCUGUUCCACUUUCCAUCACAAUCAGACGGCCAUACUAUACUGUCCCUUCAGUAGACAAUCAUCUUCCAUCAGGCGGUCAUGCUGCCUCUGACGUAGACAUUCAUCUUCCUUCACAGUCUCCGUGUUUUAUUAGUCCCUAGAAACAUAGACAUUUCUAGUCAAAACAUUUGUAAAGGUUACAGCUGGUAGUUUUUACAUCUCAAAAGACACCGUGUAAUAUGAUGCUAGAUUUGUCCUAGUCUCACCUUUUUGUAUAAUUGUUAUUACACUGUAACUUAAGAAAAAAAUUAUUGACUUGUAUUAAAUUUUAAUUUAAAAUACCCUCGUAUAACGGGAAAACCCCUGUAAUCUAGACAAUCUGUCAUAGUCAUAUAAUGUUUUGGUAAGAUCUGAUUUAUUUCUUAUUUAUCGUUGAAUAUAUUGUCGCUCGCGUUGUGCAGUGGUUAAUGUAGAAUCCCCGCUUUGCUCUCGAGAUAUACGGAGCUCCUUAUUGCAUAUUGCGGGUUCAAAUCCCACUGUAAGACUGUCCAUAAAUGAGAGUAUGGAUUGAGGCCUCAUACCUACAAAAGACGAUCAUUGACGUGUAAAUCGAGGUCCCAUGCUUACAAAAGACAAUCCAUUAAAUGAGAUGGAUGAAUCGAGGUCCCAUGCCUGAUGUAAAUAUUCUCGUUUAUGGAAUUUCCUUGAAGUGUUUUAAAUUGAGCAUUCAUAAAUACUGUGCCUAUGAUGAGAUGUGUCAUUUAUUUUCAGUGAUUCUUUUCAGGAAACGUAUCCCAUGUGUGAUAUGACAAGGAAUAUGCCCAUAGAUAGAUAUGAUUAAAGAACUUACUAGUAAACAUUUUAAGUGUUAUAUAAGAUUUAUAAAAUUUAAACAGUAAAAAUCAUUGAAUUUGUUUAUUUAUUUUUAUGACUAUUAUUAUUAAUAUGUUUUAGGUCCGAUUCGAGAAUUUUUUGUUUUUUAUAGGGACGUCAUCAGCUUUAGGUGAAGUAGAAUGCAUAUUGACCUUAUACACGACACUCGGAGUCUUAGCUAUGAGGAUUCUUUGUCGUGAAUUUUGUCGGAUGCCUGUCUAAGGAACAUUAACUUUAAGCAUUGAAUUUGAAAAGUUUACAAAUUAUAUACUGUGAAAAAAAAAGGUCAACACGAGCGUCACAAAUUUCGGUGAGACGUCUAGGCUUGGAGUGUGAUCUUUAAACAAACUUUUAAAAUUCUUAUAAGAAAUGUACACAGUACCAGUGAACUGUACACACAUUCUAUGUUGGUCUUUUAUUAGCUGCAGGGCCUUAUAUUUUACUUUAUUUGUGGAUUUUUUUCAGCCGAGGAAUCCUUGAUAUGUCAAAUACUCCCCACAAUAAUGUACAUCGUUCUGGUAUUCCAGAUCACUAAGUAUCCCGUAUUAUAAUGACAUGUACGUGCGUUUGGUCACUCAGAGGCAAUUUGUGACAAUGUUGUAAAUUAAUUUUACCAUAGAUAUUUCUUUACACAUUCCUAUUUUUUAUGGUUUGUAUUGUAUUGUCUAUUUUAUUUCUUUUUAUUUAAUUAAUAUUUAUUGAAUUAAACUAAUGCAUAUGCAAUAUGGAGAAUUUUAAGCAAUAUUAAACAUAUAUUUAUGAUUGUGUAUUUAUUCACAUUUUGAACUUGUGAACUUUUACGCGUUUGUUAUACAAUACUCUAAUUAUCUUACAACUCUGAAAACAUUUUUACUAUACUGUGUGUACCGGUAGUAUAUAUAUAUCAAUCUGAUAUUGUUAUGGCAACAUGAGUCUUUGUAUAAUCUCUUGCAGAACUUUAUACAUCGUUUACAGGGAUGGUGAAAUUAUAAAAUCAGUAAAUAUUUUAAUAUGAACACUCAUUCCACUGUGUACAUGAAUUAAGGCCAUAGGAUGCCCAAGAUUUUGAACGCAUCAAAAUCUUUGUUUAAAUGGGAUUUUCAAUUAUUUGAUCAAACAGCAAUGUGAAUUGGUCAUUAAUACAUGAAUUGCAUCAAUGAAAUGACGUUUUUUGAAGGAUUCAAUUUUGGGGUACUGUUUUUCCAUGAUUUUAUUAAGUAAAGAUUGGUGAAUAAUGCAAAAAUGAAGGUGGUUUUGGGGGAAUAUUUUGGGGGGUUAGCAAUAUUAGAAUAUUUACAAAUAAUUUCACAAAUUCUAUAAAAAAAAAUUGUAUCCUAUGUCCCUAACAUGAAUCAUCAUUGAUGAUGAGUAUAAAUACAUCGUCGCAAGCAACGACUGAAAUGUACGCUUCUUUCCCCGGGGAGAUGAACGUACAUUUCAGUCGUGUCCGGGGAGCGGAUCGUACAUUUCAGCCGUGCCCGAGGAGAGGAGCGUACAUGUACAUUUCAGCCGUGUCCGGGGAGCGGAACGUACAUUUCAGCCGUGUCCGGGGAGUGGAGCGUAUAUGUACAUUUAAGCCAUGGCUUGCGACGAUGAUAUAAAUAUUGUAUCUUAUACAAGGUGUGCAUUGCGAGACCAUUAAUCCUCUACUGUCAGGGAAGUGGAAAAUGAAAGUUUCAAAUUGUGUACAGAUUUCCGUCUCGAGUUUAUUAUUUUCUUUCUAUUUAUAAUUUUUAGUAUUUCUGAUUGAUUUUUACGAUCACGUGACUGAUUGUAUGUUUUAUCAGUUGUGAGGUGCUAGUAUUUGUCUUCUAUGCGUUUCACGUUUGUAUGUAGUUACAAAUCACUGUUAUUGUAUUAAAUUGCGGAUCAAUAGAUA
This is a messenger RNA of Ostrea edulis (European flat oyster), 5129 nucleotides long. Its product is annotated as diacylglycerol kinase epsilon-like. The record is from RefSeq and is a predicted model, not a curated record. Gene Ontology annotation, molecular function: ATP-dependent diacylglycerol kinase activity. Bases 302 to 1867 code for a protein of 521 amino acids. The transcript is spliced from 10 exons. Lineage: Eukaryota; Metazoa; Mollusca; Bivalvia; Ostreida; Ostreidae.